AUGGAUAUUGUAGCAAUAGUAUUGUCUCUGCUCUUUAUCUUCUUUCUCUUCUUCUUUUUCUACACCACCGGAAAAUCAUGUCCCGGUGGAGCCAAGAACCCACCGGGUCCUUCAAAGCUAUCUCUGCUUCGUAACAUCCUUCAAACUGUUGAAAAACCUCACCGUUCACUUGCCGAUCUCUCAAGAAUUUACGGAAGCGUUAUGAGUUUUAAGCUUGGCUGUUUGACCACAGUGGUCAUAUCUUCACCGGAAACAGCAAAAGAAGUGCUGAAAACACAUGAUCAUGUCUUGUCUUAUCGAGUCUCCAGUGACCCGGUUCGAGCCGCUGGUCAUCACGAGCUUUCCUUGCUCUGGAUUCCUCCGUUGGCUCGUUGGAGGUUUCUACGAAAGAUAACGAGGAACCAAUUAUUCUCAACGCAACGUCUAGAAGCAACCAGUGCUAUAAGGACGAGGAAGGUGCAAGAACUCAUGAACUUCGUUAACAAAUGCUGCGAGAGACGAGAAGCUGUGAACAUCUCUCGAGCAUCAUUCAUCACAUCACUCAAUAUAAUCUCGAACGCUCUGUUUUCCACAAACCUCGCAAACUUUGAUGACUCAAAGACAUUUCACGAUUUCCAAAACGUGGUGAUUCGGAUGAUGGAGAUCUCCGGAAAACCCAACCUCGCUGAUUUCUUCCCUUUUCUUGGGUUUCUUGAUCUGCAAGGAGCUAGAAAAGAAGCGAGGCUAUUGAUGCACAAACUGUUUAGGGUUUUUCAAGGAUUCAUCGAUACAAAGAGAUCAUCAACUUCGAGAAAUAACAACGAUAUGUUAGAUUCUCUUUUGGAUAUUGCUCAUAAGAAGGAGUCAGAACUCGAUGACAAUAAUAUCAAACAUCUGCUUCUCGACUUGUUUCUGGCGGGAGUAGACACGAGUUCGAGUGCGGUGGAAUGGGCUAUGGCGGAGUUACUUCGAAACCCUAAGAUGAUAGUGAAAGUUCAAGAAGAGAUAAGACAAGUGAUAGGGCUAAAGGGCACCGUUCAAGAUCUUGAUAUCGUUAAACUACCUUAUUUACAAGCAGUUGUGAAAGAGAGUCUUCGUUUGCAUCCGCCUGCUCCUUUCCUCGUCCCUCGAAAAUCAGAGUCUGAUGAUGUCCAAAUUUUCGAGUUCCUCAUUCCUAAGAAUACUCAGGUUCUUGUGAACGUGUGGGCAAUAGGGCGAGAUCCGAAUGUGUGGAAGAAUCCGACGCAGUUCGAGCCAGAGAGGUUUUUGGGAAGAGGAAUAGAUGUGAAAGGUAAUCAUUUUGAGCUGAUUCCGUUCGGAGCUGGACGACGGAUUUGUCCAGGAAUGCCACUCGCGUUUAGGAUAAUGCAUCUAGUUCUUGCGUCUCUUCUCUAUGGCUUUGACUGGGAGUAUCAAAACGGCGUAGUUCCUGAAAAUGUGGAUAUGAAUGAGGCCUUUGGUGCUACCUUGCACAAAGCCGAACCAUUAUGUAUCGUGCCUAUCAAGAAACGUGUUUGACAAUUGACAUCAAUUUCGAUUUCUGUAGUUCUCGGCCGGUAUAGUUCGGUUUCUAUCUGGUUCGGUCAUAACCUUUGAAAUUAUGAAAAAAUCUAAUUUAU
Messenger RNA from Arabidopsis thaliana (thale cress), 1598 nucleotides. RefSeq names its product cytochrome P450, family 76, subfamily C, polypeptide 7 (gene CYP76C7). The transcript is spliced from 4 exons. Bases 1 to 1497 code for a protein of 498 amino acids. Gene Ontology annotation, molecular function: heme binding; oxidoreductase activity, acting on paired donors, with incorporation or reduction of molecular oxygen; iron ion binding. NCBI's taxonomy places the organism in Eukaryota, Viridiplantae, Streptophyta, Magnoliopsida, Brassicales, Brassicaceae. The record is from RefSeq and is marked reviewed.